Molecule: messenger RNA, 1307 nt
Organism: Cyclopterus lumpus (lumpfish)
Lineage: Eukaryota; Metazoa; Chordata; Actinopteri; Perciformes; Cyclopteridae
Exons: 2
Coding region: 116-832 (238 amino acids)
Source: RefSeq, a predicted model, not a curated record
GCUCCGCUGUCCCUGCAGUAGGUGGAGAGGGUGGUCCGGGUUCUCCAAUAUGGACAAUCAUUUCUUCAGGUUCCUCCUCUCCACCACCUGUUCCUGAUGGUCCUGAUUGCAGCCAAUGAAGGAGCGGGCCUUCCUCACCAGUUCAGUGAGUCUGUUGGUGUCUCCAAAGCUGGACAUCGUCCAGGACCAACAUCGGAGAGCUCGGUCUCUGCUCACGGCUCAGAGGACUCAGAUGGUUGAGGGGUCUAAGGAGGACACCGUUGUCUGGGACUCUGUACGGAGUCUAGAGAUCGCAGGCGGACUUCUUUUCCCUCAGCAGGAGGAGGAGGUGUCCGGAGGAGGCGUCUCCUCCUGCCUCCCUUGCUGCUGUUCAUCACACAUCAAAGAGAGACUGUUGCCGAGCAACGAAGCCUUCACGCCGUCAGGAGGGGAACCUCAAAAUGGGUUCUGCGUGCUCAGGAACGAGCCCUGGACCCAGAUGAGUUGUCCCUUUGCUACAAUUAAAGAGGGAACGUUGAGGUGUGGCUUUGGGGUUCUACCUGGUCCUUCUUCUCUCUGUCCGACUCCGACCAGAGGAGACCGACCUUUGUUCACGGAGGACCAUCCAGGUGAACGCCGGCUGCUGAAGUCUGAGCCAACGAUGGCGUCUGUGACGUUCAAAUGCAGCGUCGGCGUUAUGGAGCGGCUCUUUGAGGUGGUGGUCCAUGAACACAUCCUAAAGCUUCCAGACAGCAGCAGUCGUUCACCUGGCUGGUCCUCCGUGAACAAAGGUCGGUCUCCUCUGGUCGGAGCACGCAGAACCCAUUUUGAGGUUCCCCUCCUGACGGCGUGACAGGCUUCGUUGCUCAGCAACAGUCUCUCUUGUGUGAUGAAUAGCAGCUGCAGGUGAAUUAUAGAACACGGUCACACGGUCAUUUAGUUUCAUGACGUCUUCCAGCCCUGAAGGAUGUUCUCUCAGGCUGACUCACUCCAGCUGGAGGUGGAAGACUGAAGCCAGUGAGACCAGUUCUGAGGAUGGGUGGUUCCUCACUGGGAUCAUUACGCUGAAGACAGGGAGACAUUAAUGUGCUGCAUAGAAACAACAGCUACACAUCAUAUGCCCUGUAAAGCUACGACCUCCAUAUUCUGGCCUAAUUCAGAAUGAUAUCAUUCUUAUGUGUCUUGCAUGUGAUCCUCAAUUAAUUACAAACAACAACAAAAAUCUACAAACUUUGUCAACUGCUUAUUUAAUAUAUGUACACAAUUGUCUGCUUGUAAAUUACAUAACACGCUAAUUAUAAUCUAUUUACCACGAAACCACCUGGAAA